Molecule: messenger RNA, 2018 nt
Organism: Galleria mellonella (greater wax moth)
Lineage: Eukaryota; Metazoa; Arthropoda; Insecta; Lepidoptera; Pyralidae
Cellular component (GO): membrane
Molecular function (GO): phosphatidylinositol bisphosphate binding
Source: RefSeq, a predicted model, not a curated record
UGGACUGCUUAUUUGUUAGCAGUUUUUUUUAGUAUUUACAUUUAUAGUUGAAACCAAUUCUUUUUUAUUUUUUUUUAUUUUGUAAGUAUGGAUAUUCGACCUCUACCGUUGGAACUCAUAGAAAAGGCUCGUGUAGAACUAAAUGAAGACCCAAAACGUCUAGAAGAUGGAAUAAUACAUUUAAAGGAGUGGAUUGCAAAACAACCUCACUUACGUGCUAGAACAGAUGAUCAAUGGCUUGCAGCGUUUUUGCGGGGUUGCAAACACAGUCUAGAACUCGCGAAGGAGAAAAUUGAUAUUUAUUAUUCUCUGAGAAGCACAGCACCGGAUUUGUUUAGUUUGAAACACACUGAUUUCAAGUUUAUGGAGCUACUAAAAUCAGGGGUUCUAUUAGUUCUUCCAAAAAUUGUAAAUCCAACGGAUCCAAGGGUCAUUCUAAUAAGAGCAGGAGAGUAUGAUGCAAACAAAUACUUCGUGACCGAAUUGCUAGCUUUAUCUUUAGUUAUACAACAGAUAUUAUAUUUAGAAGAUGAUGUUUUAGUGGUAUCUGGUAUUAUCAAUAUAUUGGACUUGGAAGGAGCUUGUAUGAACCAUUUUAUGCAAAUAACACCAACGACUUUAAAGAAGCUAAUGGUUACCGGUCAGGACGCAUCUCCUGCUCGAUUGAAGAGUGCUCAUUACUUAAGUACGCCGCGGGAUUUUGAUACAGUUCUUACUAUCGGUAAAAAAAUUAUGAGUGAAAAAUUUAAGAGCAGAUUGUACGUGCACAAUAAAAAUUUUGAUGAAUUGUAUAAGCAUGUAUCGAAAGAAAUAUUACCAGCUGAGUACGGAGGGAAUGGAGGUUCAGCGCGGGAAAUAAUAGAUUAUUGGGUUAAGAAGAUAGAAACGUACAGAGAUUGGCUAGAAGAUGACCAGCAGUACGGUACCGAUGAGUGUAAAAGGGUUGGAAAUCCAAAAACAGCAGCAGAUAUAUUUGGAAUAGAAGGAUCCUUCAGACAAUUAGAAGAGAUAAAAAUGAUACGUGAACUGACACCAGGAUUGGCUAAAAUAGCAAAAGAAGAAUUGAACGAGGAACCGAAAAGAAUUAACGACGAUUUGCAACAUUUGAAGGAUUGGAUUACAAAGCAACCACAUUUGAAAGCGAGAGUCGAUGAUCAAUGGCUAGUAGGAUUUCUGAGGGGCAGUAAAUUCAGUUUAGAACGAGUAAAGAAGAAACUGGACUUGUAUUAUAGGUUAAGGACAACUAGUCCCGAUAUAACAUUACGACUAAAACCCAGUGAUUCCAAAUUCAUUGAUUUUCUUAAAGUGGGGACAUGUUUAGUUUUACCAAAGGCGAAGAAUGGGUUGCAACCACGCGUUAUUCUUCUCAGAGCGGGUGCUUAUGAUCCUGAGAAGAAUAAUGUUGCUGAUAUCAUGUGUAUUUUGUACUACUUAGUUCAGAUCGUGUUGAUGGAAGAUGAUGCAGCGACAGUGAUUGGCACAAAGAUUUUGGUAGACUAUCAAGGUGUUACUAUGACUCAUUUCGCACAAGCUAGCCCGUCGUUACUGAAGAAAAUGGUAGCAGUUUGUCAAGAUUCAAUGCCUUUACGUUUGAAGGGUAGUCAUCACAUAAAUGUGCCUUCUGGUGUUGAGUUAAUCUUCUCACUUAUUUCAAAUUUCUUAAAUGAAAAAGCUAAAGAGAGAUUGAAUAUCCAUAAAAAUCAAGAGGAUUUAUUUAAAUUUAUACCUAAAGAAAUUAUACCGGCUGAAUACGGAGGUGAUGGAGGCACUGUAUCAGAACUUAUCGAUUGUUGGACAUUAAAAUUGAAAGAGUACAAUUCAUGGAUGCGGCAAGAAGAACAGUUUGGUACCGACGAGUCUAAGCGGGCAGUCAAAUUAGAUAACAAUGACGAGUUUAGCAAUCAAGGAUCAUUUAGGAAACUUGACAUAGAUUAACAUACAUAUUAACAUAGACUAAUAUACAUUACAUUAAGAUUUAUAAGAGCUACGCAUUAAAAUGCCCAUAUAAUAUGUUUUUA